GUUCAGUUUCCUACGACAGGUCUAUAAGUGAUGUGAUCAUUUUAAUCAUUCAACUGCACUACAGUUUCUGCAAGGCCUCAUUUUUCACUCAAACAAAAACUAUACACCAAAAACUAUAAUAUUUCACAAAAUAUAUUUACCAUUUUCCUUUUCUACUCAAUUUCUACAAUAUUUAUUUUUAAAUUUUUAUCUCUUUUACAAAAUAGUUUCACCAACAACAACAACUAUUAUAAUAACAUUUUGCACAUUUUCCAGGAAUAAAUAAAACAAUUUUAUAAAUAAGUUCGUGUGUAUUCCAAUCAGAAAACAAAUCCAAGACGUUCUAAUUUUUUAUGAAAAUUUUUACUAAAUAAAUGCAAACAAAUGUAAAUAAAUAUUUAAUAUAUGAAUCCAAUAAAUAAAAUAAGCAAUAUUAAUUAGUGUCACAAUAUUAAAAAAAACAAAUAAGAAAAAUACAAAGAAAUACGAAAAAAAUACUCCAAAAGUGAAAAAAAACUGAAAAAAUCACCAAGGUGCAACAAAAACAAACAAAAAUGACUUCUACACGUGUUUUGUUAAUUUUUGCAAUUGUUAUUGCAACGCAGAGUGAAAUAAAUGAGGGCGCACGAAUAUUGGGAAUAUUCCCAUUGCCUGGCAAAAGUCAUGCAAUUUUAGGCGAGCAAAUAAUGAAAGUACUCGCAAAAAAGGGGCACAAUGUUGAUGUUAUAUCACAUUUUCCAAUGAAGAACAAAUUUCCAAAUUACAAUGAUUUGAGUUUACAAGGCUCGGCCGAAGUAAUAACGAAUAAUUUAAAUUACUCAAUGGUAAAAACAGUUUCAAUAAAUUCAAUAAAACAACUACUGGACAUGACAGGUGAUCCUGUUUGUAAUCUACUCCAUCACAAUACGUUUCAAAAUAUUAUCAAAAAUCCACCAAAAGAUCCCCCAUACGAUCUCGUCAUUGUAGAGUAUUUUACAGCCUACUGUUUCAUGGCAUUUGGAAGAUUACUAAAUGUACCAAUUAUCGGAGUAACUGCAUCUGUUUUACUCGAAUGGCACAAUGAUGCAGCUGGAAAUCCACACAGUCUUGCAUUUGUGCCCGGAGGAAUGACGGGUUUUUCAACAAAAAUGACAUUUUCAGAACGCCUGCAAAAUACAAUUUUCUCAAAAAUGAUGACCAACGAUUUCAAUCGACAAGUGGAGAGUCAAAAAUUAUUUGUUGACAAAUACAUUGGCAGUGGUUAUCCAUCGAUAUACGAUCUCACCAGAGAAAUGUCAUUGAUUCUAGUUAAUUCUCAUUAUAGUUUGAAUGGAAUACGACCAUUUACUCCGGGUGUUAUUGAAAUUGGCGGCGUUCACGUUCAAGAUAAUGAGGAAAAACUUUUGCCAGAAUUGCAAAAAUGGUUGGAUGAAGCUAAACAUGGAUUUAUUUACGUAUCGUUUGGCUCAAUGGUGAGAUUAGAGACAUUUCCAAAAAAAACACUCGACAUUUUUUAUUCUUCAUUUAAAAAAAUUUCACCAGUUCGUGUUUUAAUGAAAAUUGCAAAAAAAGAGGAACUACCACCAGGACUUCCCGCAAAUGUUAAAACAUAUCAUUGGCUUCCGCAGAUUCAAAUUUUAAAGCACAAGAACGUCAAGGGAUUUGUGAGUCACGGAGGACUCUUAAGUACAAUUGAAUCGAUUUACUAUGCAGUUCCCAUAAUCGGCUUUCCAUUGUUUGGAGAUCAAAACUUUAAUAUGAGAAAUUAUGAGAACAGAAAAAUUGCCAUCACAUUGAAUUAUGACAGUUUUACGGAAGAGCAACUUGAUGGCGCUUUGAAUAAAAUUUUAAAGGAUCCCGAGAUGAGGAAUAACAUUGAGAAAUUAUCGAAACUCUACAAGGAUCGACCGAUGACACCACAAGAGACAGUUGCAUUUUGGGUCGAAUAUGUCUUACGUCAUGGACCAGUGUUACGCUCGCCAGCAGUCAAUUUAUCUUGGUGGCAAGUUGAAUUAUUAGAUGUGUACGGUUUUAUUUUACUCGUCCUUUUGCUCGCUCUAUUCGUUAUUUUAUUAUUAAUCAGGAUUUUAAUCAAGAGUAUUUUUUCCUCCAACAACAAAUCAAAUAGUGAGAAGCUUCGUUCGAAAAAAACCAAAUAGAAUUUAAUUAGACAAGAAAUUAAACAAAAAUUUAGUUUAAGGUACACAUCAUAAUAAUUUAACUUCGUCACCUAAUUUAUGUUCUUCAAAGUAUUUUUUCUAAUUAUGUUUUUGAAAUUUUAAUAUUUAACGAAAUAUUCUCCCGCAAUAUUCAGGAAAUACAUACAUUUCUUUACGGGAGUUAAAAAUUAAAAUCAUUUCUAAAACAUUUGGAUUCGGAAACGGAAAAUAAUUUAAUUAAUUUUUGAAAGAAAAUUUUUUUUCAAUAAUUUAAAGAAGAUUGAAUUAAAAAAUUAAAUUAAACCGUUUUCUUCAAUUAUAUAGAUGCUAAAAAAAUAAUAUCAUCUUUUGUGCUGAGAAUGUAAAAGAAAACCAAAAUUGUCUCAUUAAUUAA
Leptopilina heterotoma is the source of this 2511-nucleotide messenger RNA. Its product is annotated as UDP-glycosyltransferase UGT5-like. Bases 534 to 2117 code for a protein of 527 amino acids. The record is from RefSeq and is a predicted model, not a curated record. The transcript is spliced from 6 exons. Gene Ontology annotation, molecular function: UDP-glycosyltransferase activity. NCBI's taxonomy places the organism in Eukaryota, Metazoa, Arthropoda, Insecta, Hymenoptera, Figitidae.